GCGUGGUCGGGGCUCGGUCGCUGUAGCAGAGCGGAGUUUCCUGGCACAGAAAGAGGGAGGGGGGGAAAUAACAAAAAAAUGGGAAACUCUUGUCGAAAGCGGCCGUGUUUCUUUUAACAUUGUUUCCAUCUCAUCUCCUUUGCUGCCCCCGCAUCCCAGACUAAUAGGUCUUCAGACUAAUUUAGUAAAGCAGUUUGAUUUGGAAGCAACUUAAUGGAAAAACUUGAAACUUUUAGAUGAGACUGACGGAUCAUGCAGUCAACAGGGCACCGAUUCCGGGAUGUUGACCAUCAUCCUUUGCUGAGCUCUGAAGAUGACUUUGAAUGCUCAUCUGCCAAUGUGGAGACGGUGGAUCGGAUCUGGUUUAUCCGUGAUGGAUGUGGAAUGAUUUGCGCAGUCAUAACUUGGCUUCUGGUUUUAUAUGCAGACUUUGUUGUGACUUUUGUAAUGCUGCUGCCUCCCAAAGACUACUGGUACUCGCUGAUAAAUGGCAUUGUUUUUAACAGUCUGGCAGUGCUGGCUCUUUCAUCCCAUCUGAGAACAAUGUUGACAGAUCCAGGUGCUGUGCCUAAAGGCAAUGCCACAAAAGAGUAUAUGGAGAGUCUGCAGCUAAAACCAGGGGAAGUAAUCUAUAAGUGCCCAAAAUGUUGCAGUAUUAAGCCAGAGCGAGCUCACCAUUGCAGUAUUUGUAAAAGAUGCAUCCGGAAGAUGGACCACCAUUGUCCUUGGGUGAACAACUGUGUUGGAGAGAACAAUCAAAAAUUCUUUGUACUCUUCACUAUGUACAUAGCACUGAUUUCAGUCCAUGCACUGAUACUGUGUGGCUUCCAGUUUUUCUUCUGUAUCAGAGCACAGUGGAGUGAAUGCAGUGGCUUCUCACCUCCAGUAACUGUAAUCCUAAUCAUAUUUUUGUGCCUUGAGGGACUUCUGUUUCUCACAUUCACCUCAGUAAUGUUUGGCACACAACUUCACUCGAUAUGCAAUGAUGAGACGGAAAUUGAACGGUUAAAAAAUGAAAAGCCUACAUGGGAAAGGAAGCUACGAUGGGAGGGAAUGAAGAAUGUUUUUGGAGGACAGCCUUCAUUUCUAUGGAUUAAUCCUUUCUCAGGCAUUAGAAUAAGACGACUCAUUCCCAGACCAAUGAAGGGAGGACCAGAAUUCGCUGUUUGAAUCUAAGGAAGAACUUUUCUGAGAAAGUAGUCUUUCUAAUAUUAAAAUUAGCACAACAAGACUUCGUUCCUUUCCACAGUCUGCCUAAUGAGGUACUAUGGAUUAAAUAACUGCUGCCUGUUAAAAUUGCACAUAGUAACCUAAUUAUGAGCAAAUCUCAUGAAGUCUGGAACUAGCUAACUGACAGAGAACUCCAUCAGCCAUCAUAAGAAUGGAUUGCAAAGAUCAAACUGUAGCAUUGAAUGGACAGUUAUACAUCCUAACUCUACUGUACAAACCACUGCAUAGUUGCUCAUUUUGUAGUAUUGCAUCAAUGUACUAUUUGUGACAUAAUCACAAAAUAUUUGGAUGUAAACCACAAUGCGAUUGAUGUUAAUUUAGUGAUUUAGUAAUUUAGUUGAUCCAUUUGUCAUCCAUAAAAAAUAAGUUUCAAGUUCCAUAUUUACAAGUUGUUACAUGAGAUAAAACACAUCAGUUGGCAUUGAAUAAUUUCUUUAUCUGUUUUUAUAUUUUUUAUAUAUAUAUAUAAAAAAGGAACUCUAAAGAAGGGGAAACUUUAUUUUUUCAGUUCAUGUAUAUUUGUGUUUUUUUUAAUUUCAGGAAAGUUUCUUUCCCUUUGACUGUGGUAUGGGUGUGCACUGUUAUUUCUCAAUAACUCAAUGUUUACCUUGAACAUAAUCACCUUUUUACUUUUAUUUAUUGCUUUGUUAAAAUACACAGAUGAAUUGUAAGUGUAAGAUUGCUGGUGGUUAUUUCUGAAAUUGAUAUGAACUAUCUUUAUUACAAAUCAUCUCAUCUAGUUUAAUAUAGAAUGAUUGUUUAGUGUAUGGAAUAGGGUAAAGCUCAUUGUUUCUAAUUCUCUGAAACAUAAAAUUUAGUUGAAACCAACUUAGAUACGAUGACUUAAUUUCAUUGUUGCAGAACCUUGGUGUUCAUGUACAGUUCAACCUCAAUAAGAUUUACCAGAUUUUUUGUAAUCUGAUGGAUGAAAUCUGCUUUCUGGGAUCUAGAUCAGCAGAGAGUAUAAUUCUGUCAACCAGUGGGCUGUGUGUUUACUUUUCAGCUGUUCCAAAUCCUUCCACUCUCAGAAGAAACUAUCAGACUUUAGCUGGUAGAAAAUGAAUAUUAAUGUUUGAUUUCUGCUACUAAGGUGAAACAUUUAGUGUAUAACCUACUCCCCAUAUGAUAUGAUGUAUUGAAAAAGUAUAUGAAGGUUCAAGCAUUACACUAACAGAAUGUAGUGGCACAGUUUGAGCAUUAAAUGUCAAUUGAAUGUCAAUUAUGA
Messenger RNA from Pristis pectinata (smalltooth sawfish), 2455 nucleotides. It is a transcript of the gene zdhhc7, whose product is annotated as zinc finger DHHC-type palmitoyltransferase 7. The transcript has 8 exons. The coding region runs from base 253 to 1170 and encodes 305 amino acids. Lineage: Eukaryota; Metazoa; Chordata; Chondrichthyes; Rhinopristiformes; Pristidae. Gene Ontology annotation, cellular component: endoplasmic reticulum; Golgi apparatus. Gene Ontology annotation, biological process: protein targeting to membrane; peptidyl-L-cysteine S-palmitoylation. The record is from RefSeq and is a predicted model, not a curated record. Gene Ontology annotation, molecular function: protein-cysteine S-palmitoyltransferase activity.